Molecule: messenger RNA, 852 nt
Organism: Neltuma alba
Lineage: Eukaryota; Viridiplantae; Streptophyta; Magnoliopsida; Fabales; Fabaceae
Exons: 2
Coding region: 1-852 (283 amino acids)
Source: RefSeq, a predicted model, not a curated record
AUGGAUGAUUAUCUUGUUGACGCGUUCAUGGAACAAUAUAACUGUGGCAAUAAAGUAAAUGGCACGUUCACAACCACUGCGUAUGAAAACAUUGUGAAAGAGAUGAGUGCUUUACUUGAUAUUGAAAUGGACAAGGAGAAGAUUAAGAACAGGUGGAAAACUUUAAAAAAGAACUUCUCUGAAAUUUAUGAUAUUUUUAAAAAUGGUUUAAGUGGGUUUGCUUGGAACCCAUCAACCCAAUUAUGGGAGGCAGAAGAUGAAGUGUGGGAUCAACUUAUUGAGUCAAAGCCUAAAGCUGCAAAUUGGAGAGAUACUCCAUUUCCCAAUUAUAACAAGAUGAUCAUCUUGUAUGGAAAUAAUAGAGCAUCAGGGGAGGGAACUCAUACUAUAGGUGAGAUGCGAAAGAGACAUCAUUCAAUUAAUGAAGAGGACUUUCUUGAUACAGGCAACAACACUGAAGAUGUUGCUUCCCAACAUAAUAUUAAUAUGGAGCAUUUUGAAAUACUUGAUAACAGUGUCAAUCAAGAUAACUCACUUGAAGUUGCAAGUGCUUCAUCUAAAAAGAAGCAAAAGGUGAAUUCAAAUAAGGAAAAAGACUCCGAAUUAAGUGAGAUUAAGGAUGUCAUGUCUGAAAUUGCACAAGCUAUUAGAGAAAGUACUAGAAAGAUUCCACAAGUUUCGGGUGAAGAAGUAUGGAAUAUGAUUAAAGAUUGUGGCGUUUCAACAACCUAUAUUGCCAAGAUCUAUAAAGCUCUUAUGGGUGAUGAUGGGCUACUAAGGACAUUUGUUGAAUGUCCCCUUGUUGGGCGCAAGGAUUUGCUUAUGGAAAUUAUGAAUGAUUUAGGAAAUUAG